This is a messenger RNA of Aaosphaeria arxii CBS 175.79, 2025 nucleotides long. Its product is annotated as glycoside hydrolase family 78 protein. The transcript has 5 exons. Gene Ontology annotation, biological process: carbohydrate metabolic process. The coding region runs from base 1 to 2025 and encodes 674 amino acids. The record is from RefSeq and is a predicted model, not a curated record. Lineage: Eukaryota; Fungi; Ascomycota; Dothideomycetes; Pleosporales.
AUGUUAUGGCUUCAAUGCUUCAACCUUCUCGCUAUGGUAGCGGCCGCAAUUCCCUACCGAGAGUAUAUUUUAAUGCCAGACUCACGGAAGCUCCUGCCUCAAUCGGUGUACGCAACUACUGGGACUACUGUCGGAGCCGCCAGUAUUCUCGAUAAUUUGAACAGCUCGCAGAGCGCUCCCCAGCUGAUUCUCUCCGCCAACUCUUCAGUGACAUACGACUAUGGCAAGAAUAUUGCAGGCAUAGUCUCCGUACAAGUUAGUCGCGUCUCAAAUCCGCAGCAGCGGAUCGGCCUCACAUUCUCGGAAAGCAACAUGUACGUGUCGCCCGACCACAGCGAUUCCACGGGUCUGGUGUUGGACAACGUUACUUAUUUGGACACACCUGGGCCAGGAACCUUUACGCUUCCACCAUGGCUGCGUAGGGGCGGGUUCAGAUAUCUUACAAUAACAAAUGAAGGGGUUGAUGAAGUGCAACUUUCCCAGGUGUCGACAGAGUUCACAAGCAUGCCGGAUUAUAGGGAGGAUCAGCUCCAGGCGUAUACCGGAUGGUUCAAUUGCAAUGAUGAGUUGUUGAACAAGAUCUGGUAUGCAGGAGCCUACACCAACAACUUAUGUACUGUUGACCCCAAGUACGGCGAUUCGGCGCAAUCAGCUCCGCCACCAGGGCUUCCUUUCACAGUUGGAGAUUACUUCUACAAUCUGACCAUCGCGAAUGGCACCUCGGUUCUCGUUGAUGGUGCAAAGCGAGAUACCUUGGUGUGGCCGGGUGAUUUGACCAUUGCGAUUCCUACAUCAUUUGUCAGUACCAAUGAUAUGGUAUCGAUCAAGAAUGCACUGGAUUCCCUCUUUGUGCGACAGAACAGCUCGACGGGAAGACUGCCGUACGUGGGUGUGCCAUUACGCGCGACGCUAGAAAGCUGGACAUACCACAUGCACACGCUGUACAGUUCAGCUUUGUACUUCCAGUAUACGAAUGAUAUCCAAUGGCUCCAAGACCUGUGGCCUCAUUAUAAGUUUGCAAUGGAGUUUAUCACGUCAAAGAUCGAUGCCACGGACCUGCUAUACGUCAAUGAAACAGCAUUCAGGGACUGGGGUAGAAACUCCAUGGGCGGUUACAAUAUCGAGGCAAACGCACUUUUGUAUCUCGUACUCAAUGUGAGUGUCGAUCUAGCUUCCACAGUGCAAGACACGGCAUCAGGGUCUCAAUGGAAAGACAUCGCUUCACGCCUUAGGGUUGCCGUGUCGGCCACGCUUUGGGAUGAGGAACAGGGCUUGUUCAAAGACAAUGCCACAUCACUUCUUGCGCCACAAGAUGGCAAUUCUCUUGCUGUCAAGUCUGGCCUGGCAACUCCACUCCAAGCACGGAAGAUAUCUCAGAACCUAGCUGCCCGAUGGGGACCCUACGGUGCACCGGCUGUGGAGGCAGAAAUAGGUGGUAAGACGACCGUAAGCCCGUUUGCCGGGAGCUUUGAGGUUGACGCGCACUACGUAUCCGGAAAUCCACAAAGAGCCCUGGACCUUAUCCGGCUGCAGUGGGGAUUCAUGCUCAAUGAUCCACGUAUGACGCAGAGCACAUUCAUCGAAGGCUAUGCUACAGAUGGGAGUUUGGUGUAUCCACCAUACACAUUUCAGGCUCGCAUCAGCCAUGCCCACACGUGGUCCACGGGCCCCACAGGCUCAUUGACGUUCUACACAGCUGGGCUGCGCAUACUCUCCCCACUCGGGAAGACUUGGAUCAUUGAACCUAACUUGGGAGACUUGACAAGGGUGGAUGCAGGCUUAACGAAAAGCCUUGGGCCUUUCACGAUAAAAAUGACGGUCAAAAAGGGAAAACAAUGGUCAAUGCAGGCUACAACGCCAACAGGUACAUCGGGCACUUUGAGUUUGCCGGCUCUAGGAUGCAAAGCUAGAGUUUCACUUUGGAGCAGCCAAGGUUCUGAUUCGAAAAGCAACGACCGUUCGCGUUUUGCCGUGUGUUGUGAGGGUGGAUACUGGGACCUUAUGGGUUUUUUCUUGACGAUGUGA